Molecule: messenger RNA, 1890 nt
Organism: Acanthochromis polyacanthus (spiny chromis)
Lineage: Eukaryota; Metazoa; Chordata; Actinopteri; Pomacentridae
Exons: 3
Coding region: 16-1857 (613 amino acids)
Source: RefSeq, a predicted model, not a curated record
AGAGACGUAGAUCUGAUGAUUAGUGAAGGUAGGAUCACACAGAGAGACGUAGAUCUGAUGAUUAGUGAAGGUAGGAUCACACACAGAGACGUAGAUCUGAUGAUUAGUGAAGGUAGGAUCACACACAGAGACGUAGAUCUGAUGAUUAGUGAAGGUAGGAUCACACACAGAGACGUAGAUCUGAUGAUUAGUGAAGGUAGGAUCACACACAGAGACGUAGAUCUGAUGAUUAGUGAAGGUAGGAUCACACACAGAGACGUAGAUCUGAUGAUUAGUGAAGGUAGGAUCACACAGAGAGACGUAGAUCUGAUGAUUAGUGAAGGUAGGAUCACACACAGAGACGUAGAUCUGAUGAUUAGUGAAGGUAGGAUCACACACAGAGACGUAGAUCUGAUGAUUAGUGAAGGUAGGAUCACACACAGAGACGUAGAUCUGAUGAUUAGUGAAGGUAGGAUCACACACAGAGACGUAGAUCUGAUGAUUAGUGAAGGUAGGAUCACACAGAGAGACGUAGAUCUGAUGAUUAGUGAAGGUAGGAUCACACAGAGAGACGUAGAUCUGAUGAUUAGUGAAGGUAGGAUCACACACAGAGACGUAGAUCUGAUGAUUAGUGAAGGUAGGAUCACACACAGAGACGUAGAUCUGAUGAUUAGUGAAGGUAGGAUCACACACAGAGACGUAGAUCUGAUGAUUAGUGAAGGUAGGAUCACACACAGAGACGUAGAUCUGAUGAUUAGUGAAGGUAGGAUCUCACAGAGAGACGUAGAUCUGAUGAUUAGUGAAGGUAGGAUCACACAGAGAGACGUAGAUCUGAUGAUUAGUGAAGGUAGGAUCACACACAGAGACGUAGAUCUGAUGAUUAGUGAAGGUAGGAUCACACACAGAGACGUAGAUCUGAUGAUUAGUGAAGGUAGGAUCACACACAGAGACGUAGAUCUGAUGAUUAGUGAAGGUAGGAUCACACACAGAGACGUAGAUCUGAUGAUUAGUGAAGGUAGGAUCACACACAGAGACGUAGAUCUGAUGAUUAGUGAAGGUAGGAUCACACAGAGAGACGUAGAUCUGAUGAUUAGUGAAGGUAGGAUCACACACAGAGACGUAGAUCUGAUGAUUAGUGAAGGUAGGAUCACACAGAGAGACGUAGAUCUGAUGAUUAGUGAAGGUAGGAUCACACACAGAGACGUAGAUCUGAUGAUUAGUGAAGGUAGGAUCACACAGAGAGACGUAGAUCUGAUGAUUAGUGAAGGUAGGAUCACACAGAGAGACGUAGAUCUGAUGAUUAGUGAAGGUAGGAUCACACACAGAGACGUAGAUCUGAUGAUUAGUGAAGGUAGGAUCACACACAGAGACGUAGAUCUGAUGAUUAGUGAAGGUAGGAUCACACACAGAGACGUAGAUCUGAUGAUUAGUGAAGGUAGGAUCACACAGAGAGACGUAGAUCUGAUGAUUAGUGAAGGUAGGAUCACACAGAGAGACGUAGAUCUGAUGAUUAGUGAAGGUAGGAUCACACACAGAGACGUAGAUCUGAUGAUUAGUGAAGGUAGGAUCACACACAGAGACGUAGAUCUGAUGAUUAGUGAAGGUAGGAUCACACAGAGAGACGUAGAUCUGAUGAUUAGUGAAGGUAGGAUCACACACAGAGACGUAGAUCUGAUGAUUAGUGAAGGUAGGAUCACACACAGAGACGUAGAUCUGAUGAUUAGUGAAGGUAGGAUCACACACAGAGACGUAGAUCUGAUGAUUAGUGAAGGUAGGAUCUCACAGAAACACCCACUGAGAAGACCAGAGAAAGGAGGAGCUGUAGUUAUUGGUUCCACUUCCAGCCUCCUGUCCUCUGAUUCCUCCUAUAGGAGCUGAUGUGACAGCUGACCCUCACACCUAAACAAAGAC